GCCGGCUCCGAGCUUGGAGAAAGCUGACGACGCGCAUUGGGACCCAGGAAAUAGAUUAUAAGGUCUGCUUGAACCCAGAAAUAGAGAUCGCUGCUCGGUGGUGGUCGCUAUUUUCAGUCACGAGAGGAAUCUUCAUCAUUUUCUGAAAGUUGAAUAGAUGAAUUAGAUGAUCAAAAUGUCGGAGAAGCAGCCUGAGAGGGAGACAGAUCCUGAACAUCAUCACAGGGAAAGUGAGACAUGUGACAGACAGGAUGGAGCUGAAGACUUGGAACACGUCCACGGGAGACUUCCCGGAUUGAUGGAUACCCUGAACCUGGAAGCGAGCAUCGGUCUUCCCACAAGGGCAGAUGGUGGUCAUGACACUGCUCAAGGAGCACAUGGUGAUGAGACAAUGGACAAUCCAUCAUCAUCUGACGUAGUGCUACAGAAGACUGGCCACGACGCUGGUGUUAGUGUCGUUCCUCAAGGAACACAAGGUGACGAGACUUCGACAAUGGACACUCCAUCAUCAUCUGACGUAGUGCUACAGCAGACUAGCCAUGACGAUGAUGUUAGUGUCGUUCCAAAAGGAACACAAGGUGACGAGACUUUGACAAUGGACAAUCCAUCAUCAUCUGACGUAGUGCUACAGCAGACUAGCCAUGACGAUGAUGUUAGUGUCGUUCCUCAAGGUACACAUGGUGGUGAGACUUUCACAAUGGACAACCCGGCAUCGUAUGAUGUAGUGGUUCCUCGAGGUACACAUGGUGGAGAGACUUUCUCUAUGGACAUGGUAGCAGCAACAGAAGUAGUGGAGCGUCAGGCCCGGUCUGGGAAUGGUGCCAUGGCUGUUUCCGAGAGAAGAGAGAGACAGGCAGUAUCAACAAAAAUUACUGCAGGUCCUGACUUUAAAGGCAUCAUCGUACAAGACUCUUCCUAUGUCAAUCUGUCUCUAGGAGGUCAGAAUGCAGGAACAAUGAAGUCAGAUUUAUUAGAGAUCAACUUUAAACGAGUCAAAGAUGUCUUUGUCAAAACUGCCAUCUACAGGAGAGUGAAGGAUCAGCUGGAGAAGUAUGGCCACGUGACAAUAAGUGGUGCUUCUGGUGAAGGGAAAACAUCCACAGCUUUAAUGAUAGGAGCAAAUCUCAGAAAACAGGGAUAUGAACUGGUAUUUGUUGAUGAUGUGGACACGUUCAAGCUUGACAACUGUGAACUGCUUGGAAAGAAAGUAUGUCUGAUACUGGAUGAUAUAUUUGGAACAGUUGGCUUAUCAACUGAUGUGCCACAUCUAAGGUCCAUUUUACAAAAUCUGAAACAUUAUUUAGAAGAUAUCCAAUUUAACAAGGAAGAACAACAGGAAACACGCCCAUCCACGAAAUCAAUGAUUCAAGUUAUCUUCACCACCAAAUCGUAUAACCUAGAAUGUGGAAUCGCAAAGCUGGAAGGCCAAGAAUUCUAUUUCUUCACAGGACCGUCAGUUCUUGAUUUGACAAAAAUGAAAUCAUGUCAUUACAGUCAUGAGGAGAGAAAGAGAAUACUUCAGAAACAUCGACAAUACCAUAAUGUCAAAUUGGAGCUCGAUAUCGAUACAAUAUGUGACAUAACAGAGUCUUUGUUUGGGUUCCCUUUAACAUGUAAACUAUUUUGUGAAUUUCUAAGUUUUCAAAAAGAACCUGCACAGUUCUUCAGAGUACCUUUGUUUUAUCUACGGAGAGAACUUAACAUGAUUAUGGAACGUAGGGAUGACCUGUCGGCUGCGCUAAUCCUGAUGUUGCUGUGUGAAGAUAAUCUGAACUUGAGCCAGGUGGAAAUGGAAUCUGAAAAUAGUAUUUUAGAAGCUAACUUGCAGGCUGUCAAAAGUGUGGUGACAAUUACUUCACGUACUGCAGUCGCCAAAGCUGCCAGAUACUACAGAGGUACGUUUUUCACGGAGGGAGAUAUCCUUGGAUUUUCACAUCCUACAAUCUACGACGCCUGCGCGUGUGCCUUAUUUUAUAUGAAUCCAUCGUUUGUCCUGAAACACUGCAGUAUAAGAUUCCUCUACGAGCGUGUGCAGGCCAAGCAAGUCGAGUCCACCGCAAUAGAUGAUCACCUGCACAUCAUCUACGUAUCAGAUGUUUACAAUGACGCAAUUGCCUCCAGACUGGCCGAGGCUAUUGGCAAAGGCAUCUAUAGUAUGUCUAUUACACAUCCUAUCUUGAAGAAAGAACAAAUAGUUGACAAAGUGUUCCAGAAGCUUAAACUGAGAAAAUCAAAUCCAUUGAAACGUUGGCUAAAUACAGAAGACAAUAAACGUCUCCGAGUGUUACAUGCAAAGGAAGAAGAGAAGCACUUACUGUACUGGGCAGUUCAUGCUCACAGUCUGUACUUGGUUGAGAGAAUCAUUGAAGUUGGAUGCCGUUUUUCAGACGAAGAGAUCAUCGAGGCCUUUGAGGCCUGUGCUUUCUGUGGGAACGAAUCGGUGCUGUUGUUUUUAUCUUCUAACUAUAGGAGGUUGUUGCAUCAAAGUGUGCUCAACAAAGCUCUAGUGAUUGCCACAGAACAUAAUUAUAAGGGAGUUGUAUUAGCCUUAUUUAAACUUGGAGCUGAUCUCACACUGACAAAUGACUCCAAUUAUAAUGUACUUCAUCUGGCAUGUCGGGUUGGAAAUAAGUUCAUUGUAAAGCUCAUACAGCCAUUAUUUGACAUUAAUUGUCGGGGACAACGUGGUUUGACAGGAGUGAUGAUAGCAGCUCUCUAUGGAAAGAAGGAUACUUUUGAAAUGCUUGUGUCAGCGGGAGUUGAUCUCACACUGACAAAUGACAACAAUGACAAUGUACUUCAUCUGGCAUGUCAAAGUGGAAAUAGGUUCAUUGUAGAAAGUCUACUGCCAUUAUUUGACAUUAAUUGUCGGGGACAAGAUGGUUUGACAGGAGUAAUGAGAGCAGCUUUCUGUGGAAAGCAGGAUACUUUUGAAAUACUUGUGUCAGCGGGAGCUGAUCUCACACUGACAAAUGACUACAAUGACAAUGUACUUCAUCUGGCAUGUCAAAGUCGAAAUAGGUUCAUUGUAGAACGUCUACUGCCAUUAUUUGACAUUAAUUGUCGGGGACGUGAGGGUUGGACAGGAGUAAUGAGAGCAGCUCUCUGUGGAAAGAAGGAUACUUUUGAAAUGCUUGUGUCAAAGGGAGCUGAUCUCACACUGACAGAUGACUACAAUAACAAUGUACUUCAUCUGGCAUGUCACGGUGGAAAUAGCUUCAUUGUAGAUCGUCUACUGCCAUUAUUUGACAUUAAUUGUCGGGGACAAAAUGGUUGGACAGGAGUAAUGAUAGCAGCUUUCUGUGGAAAGAAGGAUACUUUUGAAAUACUUGUGUCAGCAGGAGCUGAUCUCACACUGACAAGUGACGACAAUGACAAUGUACUUCAUCUGGCAUGUCAAGGUGGAAAUAGGUUCAUUGUAGAUCGUCUACUGCCAUUAUUUGACAUUAAUUGUCGGGGACAAAAUGGUUUUACAGGAGUAAUGAGAGCAGCUUUCUGUGGAAAGAAGAAUAUUUUUGAAAUACUUGUGUCAAAGGGAGCUGAUCUCACACUGACAAAUGACUACAAUGACAAUGUACUUCAUCUGGGAUGUCAGGGUGGAAAUAGGUUCAUUGUAGAACAUCUACUGCCAUUAUUUGACAUUAAUUGUCGGGGACAAGAUGGUUUGACAGGAGUAAUGAGAGCAGCUCUCUGUGAAAAGAAGGAUACUUUUGAAAUGCUUGUGUCAAAGGGAGCUGAUCUCACACUGACAAGUGACUACAAGAACAAUGUACUUCAUCUGGCAUGUCAAGGUGGAAAUAGGUUCAUUGUAGAACGUCUACUGCCAUCAUUUGACAUUAAUUGUCGGGGACAAGAUGGUUGGACAGGAGUAAUGAUGGCAGCUCUCUGUGGAAAGAAGGAUAAUUUUGAAAUACUUGUGUCAGCGGGAGCUGAUCUCACACUGACAGAUGACUACAAUGACAAUGUACUUCAUCUGGGAUGUCACGGUGGAAAUAGGUUCAUUGUAGAUCGUCUACUGCCAUUAUUUGACAUUAAUUGUCGGGGACGUGAGGGUUGGACAGGAGUAAUGAGAGCAGCUCUCUGUGAAAAGAAGGAUACUUUUGAAAUGCUUGUGUCAAAGGGAGCUGAUCUCACACUGACAGAUGACUACAAUAACAAUGUACUUCAUCUGGCAUGUCAUGGUGGAAAUAGCUUCAUUGUAGAUCGUCUACUGCCAUUAUUUGACAUUAAUUGUCGGGGACGUGAGGGUUGGACAGGAGUAAUGAGAGCAGCUCUCUGUGGAAAGAAGGAUACUUUUGAAAUGCUUGUGUCAAAGGGAGCUGAUGUCACACUGACAGAUGACUACAAUAACAAUGUACUUCAUCUGGCAUGUCAGGGUGGAAGUAGCUUCAUUGUAGAUCGUCUACUGCCAUUAUUUGACAUUAAUUGUCGGGGACAAGAUGGUUUGACAGGAGUAAUGAGAGCAGCUCUCUGUGGAAAGAAGGAUACUUUUGAAAUACUUGUGUCAAAGGGAGCUGAUCUCACACUGACAAAUGACAACAAUGACAAUGUACUUCAUCUGGCAUGUCAAGGUGGAAAUAGGUUCAUUGUAGAACGCCUUCUGCCGUUAUUUGACAUUAACUGUCGGGGACAAGAUGGUUGGACAGGAGCAAUGAGAGCAGCUUUCUGUGGAAAGAAGAAUAUUUUUGAAAUACUUGUGUCAGCAGGAGCUGAUCUCACACUGACAAGUGACGACAAUGACAAUGCACUUCAUCUGGCAUGUCAAGGUGGAAAUAGGUUCAUUGUAGAUCGCCUACUGCCGUUAUUUGACAUUAAUUGUCGGGGACAACGUGGUUUGACAGGAGUAAUGAGAGCAGCUCUCUGUGAAAAGAAGGAUACUUUUGAAAUGCUUGUGUCAAAGGGAGCUGAUCUCACACUGACAAAUGACUACAAUAACAAUGUACUUCAUCUGGGAUGUCAGGGUGGAAAUAGGUUCAUUGUAGAACAUCUACUGCCAUUUUUUGAGAUUAAUUGUCGGGGACGUGAGGGGUUGACAGGAGUAAUGAUAGCAGCUUCCUAUGGAAAGAAGGAUACUUUUGAAAUGCUUGUGUCAAAGGGAGCUGGUCUCACACUGACAAGUGACUACAAAUACAAUGUACUUCAUCUGGCAUGUCACGGUGGAAAUAGGUUCAUUGUAGAACAUCUCCUGCCAUUAUUUGACAUUAAUUGUCGGGGACAACAUGGUUUUACAGGAGUAAUGAUAGCAGCUCUCUAUGGAAAAAAGGAUACUUUUGAAAUGUUUGCGUCAGCGGGAGCUGAUCUCACACUGACAAAUGACAACAAUGACAAUGUACUUCAUCUGGCAUGUCAAGGUGGAAAUAGGUUCAUUGUAGAACGUCUACUGCCAUUAUUUGACAUUAAUUGUCGGGGACAUGAGGGUUCGACAGGAGUAAUGAUGGCAGCUCUCUAUGGAAAGAAGGAUACUUUUGAAAUGCUUGUGUCAGCGGGAGCUGAUCUCACACUGACAAAUGACUACAAUAACAAUGUACUUCAUCUGGCAUGUCAAGGUGGAAAUAGGUUGAUUGUAGAACGUCUACUGCCGUUAUUUGACAUUAAUUGUCGCGGAGAAUACGGUUGUACACCAUUCAUGAUGGCAGCUUUCUCUGGAAAGAAUGAUGUUUGGUUACUUCUUCUGAGAAGUGGGGGAAACCGUUUAUUAGUUGGUGAUAAUAAUCACACGGUACUACACACAGCGAGUAGAGGUGGGAAUAUGACAAUUGUUGAAGAUGUCAUUGAUCUCUUUGACAUUAACACAAGAGGAUUACAUGGACGCACCCCACUCAUGGAGGCAGCUAGAGGAGGCCACAUUGAUGUCGUUGAAUUCCUUGUGUCCCGCAACGCUGACGUCAAAAUGGUGGAUAAUUGGGGAAAUAGUCUACUACAUGCGGGUUGUUCAGGUGGCCAUCUUAGUAUGGUGAAACAUGUGUGUCCAUGGUUUAAUAUUGACGACAGAGACCUACAUGGGUGGACACCUGCAAUGGUAGCAGCUGUGUUUGGUGAAUUUUCACUGUUUGACUACCUGAAACGAAAAGGUGCAGAUCUGACACUGGUUGAUAAAACGGGAGAUGGUGUGUUCACUCUCGCCCUUCAGGGAGGAUGUCGCCAAAUUAUAGAACAAUUAUCUCCAGCUGGACAUGUGAAGACGCCCACUCCAUGGAAUGAACUGAUGAGAUCCAUAGUGACGGGUUGGAUGUACCGUCUGAAGAUUUACGAUGAAAACAGCCCUGACCCGGUUCAGACAGACCAGUUUGGAGACAGUUUACUACAUCUGGCCUGUCGGGGAGGCAACAGACAGUGUGUGGAGUAUCUGCUCCCAUCCUAUGACAUCAACGUCCGAGGUCGGUAUAACUGGACGCCGGUCAUGAUGGCGGCAGUGUGUGGCCAUGAUGAUGUCUUCCAGUUGCUGGUGUCUCACAACCCAGAUCUCUCUCUGGUCUCAGACACAGGUGAAGAUAUCCUCACCCUGGCUCAGCGAGGGAGAAGCAAUGUCAUUGUCAAAUACCUAAGGGAUCAUUCAGGACAGGGACAUUUUCGUGAAUCAGAAAGAUGAAAUAUCCUUUAAAAAAGUAUGGGCUUUCUUAACAUUUGAAGAAUGUUAAUGAAAGAUCAUUCACGAUAUUUAGAAGCUGAUGAGCUAUAUGCUUACAUAUACCGUGACAAUGUGAAAACGCAUGAUUAGCAUUAACACGGAAUCAGAAAAUAUGUGUGAUAAUUUGCUCUAGUCCAUCUCCAAACACAUAAAUGGGAUUCGAACCCGUACAACGACAUUGUUGUGUUUGAUUAUCUCAUGCCUGAAUGCCCAGAACAACUAAAUUCGUUUUUUGUCCAUCGUAGAAAAAUAUUUCUCUCACUUACUUAAACCAUUGAGUUAUGACGAUCACUUUGAUGUAAGUGAUCACCUACAGGGCACUUGACUGAGGAAUUCUUGUACAGCACUUCAGUUUGUACAUUGUACAUACACUCACGUUUACUCAGCAAUAUACAGAAAUGUCAUAUACUGGUUAUUAUUCUGCUUUAGAUACAAAUGUGGCGAUGUAAAGUUACUCACUGUUAUUACGUUAUAGUCAGAAAUAUGACGUGCAUACAGUCAUUGUUAUUAAAUUAUUGUCAGAAAUGUGACGUUGUUCAUACAUUCAUUGCUAUUGAGUUAUUGUCAGAAAUGUGACGUUGAACAUACAUUCAUUGCUAUUGAGUUAUUGUCAGAAAUGUGACGUUGUACAUUCAUUCAUUGCUAUUGAGUUAUUGUCAGAAAUGUGACGUUGUACAUACAUUCAUUGCUUUUGGGUAAUUGUCAGAAAUGUGACGUUGUACAUACAUUCAUUGCUUUUGGGUAAUUGUCAGAAAUGUGUUAUGUAGUCAUUGUGAGAAAGAUGACGCUGUGCCUGCGGCACCCAUUGUUAAUAAGUCAUAGUUAGAAAUAUGACAUUGUACAUACCUUCAUUGGUAUUUAGUUAUAGUCAGAAAUAUGACGUUGUUCAUACAAAUAUUGUUAUUUAGUCAUUGUCAGAAAUAUGACACUGUAAAUAAAUUCAUUGUUAUUCAGUCAUUGUCAGAAAUGUGACCUUGUACAUACAUUCAUUGUUAUUCAGUAAUUGUCAGAAAUGUGACGUUGUAAAUACAAAUAUUGUUAUGUAGUCAUUGUCAGAAAUAUUCCGUUGUGCCUGCUGCACUCAUUGUUAAUAGGUCAAAGUUAGAAAUGUGACGUUGUACAUACAUUCAUUGACAUUCAGUCAUUGGCUGAAAUGUGACGUUGUACGUUCAUUCAUUAUUAUUCAAGUAUUGUCAGAAAUAUGAUGCUGUGCCUGCUGCUCUCAUUGUUAUUGAGCCAUUGUCAGAAAUAUGACGUUGAACAUAGAUUCAUUGGUAUUCAGGUGUAGCCAGAAAUAUGAUGUUGUAAAAACAAUUUUAUUGUUAUGUAGUCAUUAUCAGAAAUAUGACGCUGUACCUGCUGCACUCAUUGUUAAUAAGUUAUAGUCAGAAAUGUGACCUUGUACAUACAUUCAUUGUUAUUCAGUAAUUGUGGUAAUGUGACGUUGUUCAUACAAACAUUGUUAUUUAGUUAUUGUCAGAAAUAUGACACUGUAAAUACAUUCAUUGUUAUUCAGUCAUUGGCUGAAAUGUGACUUUGUACAUUCAUUCAUUAUUAUUCAAGUAUUGUCAGAAAUAUGAUGCUGUGUCUGCUGCAAUUAUUGUUAUUGAAUCAUUGUCAGAAAUAUGACGUUGAACAUUGAUUCAUCGGUAUUCAGGUGUAGCCAGAAAUAUGACGUUGUAAAAACAAUUUUAUUGUUAUUUAGUCAUUGUCAGAAAUGUAACGCUGUGCCUGCUGCACUCAUUGCUAAUCAGUUACAGUCAGAAAUAUGAGGUUUUAAAUACAUUCAUUGUUUUUCAGUUACACUUAGAAAUGUGACGUUGUACAUACAUAUUUAUUGCUCUUUAGUCAUUGUCAGAAAUGAGACGCUGUGCCUGCUGCACUCAUUGUUAUUCAGUUACAGUUCGACAUAUGACGUAAAUACACUCAUUGUUAUUCAGUUAUAGUCAGAAAUAUGACGUACAUACAUUCAUUGCUAUUCAGUUAUAGUCACACGUGUACGUUGUACAUACAACAUUGUUAUUCAGUCAUUGUCUGAAAUGUGACUUUGUACAUACAUUUAUUGUUAUUGUGUUAUAGUCAGAAAUAAGACGUUGUACAUACAUUCAUUGUUAUUCUGUUAAAGUCAGAAAUGUGACGUUGUACAUACAUUCAUGUUAUUCAGUCAUUGUCGGAUAUAUGACUUUGUACAUACAUUCAUUGUUAUUCAGUGACAGUCGGAAAUAUGACGUUGUACAUACAACAUUGUUAUCCAGUCAUUGUCUGAAAUGUGACUUUGUACAUACAUUUAUUGUUACUUAGUCAUUGUCUGAAAUGUGACGUUGUACAUACAACAUUGUUAUUCAGUCAUUGUCUGAAAUGUGACUUUGUACAUACAUUUAUUGUUACUUAGUCAUUGUCAGAAAUAUGACGUUGUACAUACAACAUUGUUAUUCAGUCAUUGUCUGAAAUGUGACUUUGUACAUACAUUUAUUGUUAUUCAGUUAUAGUAAGAAAUAUGACGUUGUACAUACAACAUUGUUAUUCAGUCAUUGUCUGAAAUGUGACUUUGUACAUACAUUUAUUGUUAUUCAGUUAUAGUCAGAAAUAUGACGUUGUACAUACAACAUUGUUAUUCAGUCAUUGUCUGAAAUGUGACUUUGUCAAUACAUUCAUUGUUAUUCAGUUAUAGACAGAAAUAUGACGUUGUACAUACAACAUUGUUAUUCAGUCAUUGUCUGAAAUGUGACUUUGUACGUAUACAUUGUUAUUCAGUUAUAGUCACAAGUGUGACGUUGUACAUAUAUUCAUUGUUAUUCAUUUCUAGUCAGAAAUGUGUUUUUGUACAUAGAAUUCAGAAUUAGUAUACGUACAGUACCACAUUUAUGUACAUGUAUAUAGUUUAAUCAUGUUAAUAUGUGGACUACUUUCAUCCAUUUCGGUAUAUUGAAAUAUUUAAUGUUACGUGAAGUGUGUCAUGGAGUUUAGUUGUCGUCAUAUACAAUGUAGCUUGGAGGCCCAUUUAUGAGAAUCAUUUUCAUUUAAGAUGAUGAAGAACCAAACAAGUUCUAUUUAUGUCUAAACAUUCUGAGACAAACUCAUCAGUAUUCAGAACGUAACCGUUUAUCUUAAAAGUAUUGUCAUGGGGUGUGCAGUAAACACAGAUGUUGUAUUUUGUAUUCUUCUUUGAACAAUUAUUUGAGUAUUUCUUUGCCCCUACCUGAAUGUAGUCCUGUUUGUUUAAUGAUGAGAUCACAUUUAAUGACUGGACAGUCUUUGUAUUUUUGCUGUAAAUACAAGAUUUAGUGUUUAUUGAAUAUGGUUUUGUUUUACAGAAAAUAACUCAACGCAUGUAAUAGAUAAUGUUCUUAAUGUCAUGUUAGAUGAAGUUGAUCAUGAUGUUAUCAAUAGCUUUGGGGAAUAUUGAUUAUUGCUAUGCUUGUAUCCAAUUAAAAAAGUAAUUAUAUUUCCUUUUUAAUUGAUCCUUUAAACGGUUAUCCCUUUUGAAAAUAAUCUGUGUAUUUAGUCAUUGCAAAAAUAUGUUUCUUCAGACUUAUAGAUGUACAUACGAUUCCCUCCUUAGACCUGUGAAGAUCCGCGGUAGAAUAGGUCUUCAGCAACCCAUGCUUGCCGUAGAAGGCGUAUGCUUGUUGUAAGAGGCAACUAGGGUGGUCAGGUGGUUGUUGUUCAGUUAUAGUCAGAAAUAUGACGUAGAUACACUGACUUGGUUGAUGCAUGUCGAUUAUUUACAGACCGCCGUCAUAUAGCUGGAAUAUUGCUGAGUGCGGCGUUAAACAAACAAACAAACCUCCAUCCUUAAACUUUUAUAUGCUUAAUAACAACAACAAAUGCAAGUAACAUUGCGUUGCUUAUUCAAUAAAUAUAUAUUUCAAACAAUGCACCUCUGCUUAUUGACUUGAUUUUACAUAAUUUUGUAGUUCACUGGCUGUAUAUUAUGUAGUUUUAGCAUACCUUCAAUAAAUAUGAUUGUCUCUUAA
This is a messenger RNA of Haliotis rufescens (red abalone), 10605 nucleotides long. RefSeq lists its product as uncharacterized. The coding region runs from base 167 to 6589 and encodes 2140 amino acids. Gene Ontology annotation, molecular function: protein binding. The record is from RefSeq and is a predicted model, not a curated record. NCBI's taxonomy places the organism in Eukaryota, Metazoa, Mollusca, Gastropoda, Lepetellida, Haliotidae. The transcript has 4 exons.